Molecule: messenger RNA, 1805 nt
Organism: Acipenser ruthenus (sterlet)
Lineage: Eukaryota; Metazoa; Chordata; Actinopteri; Acipenseriformes; Acipenseridae
Product: oligodendrocyte transcription factor 3-like
Exons: 1
Coding region: 232-1017 (261 amino acids)
Molecular function (GO): protein dimerization activity
Source: RefSeq, a predicted model, not a curated record
CCCUGCUCCCGGUGUUACCUCAACGCAGACCAAGAGGUGCAUCGUCACGAUUAAAGCAAACAACCCAAUGAAUAAAGAGGGGAGCAGCUCCUUAUAAAUACAAAUCUGAAAAGCAAGAGAAGGAAGCUUUCAACGACAGCAUCAGCUGACCAAGGGACCAAGGGACCAAGUGACUUUAAAGGAGAGAAAAGCAGAGAGGGAAGCGACGUCCUAACAACCAGAAGCAAUACGAUGAAUUCUGAUUCCAGCUCUGUUUCCAGCAGAGCAUCAUCACCAGAUAUGGAAGAGAUGUAUCUCAGAGAUCAUCAGCUCCGCGACACGAGGUUCAACUCCGUGUCUUCCACUCAGAACGAGCUGCUGCAGAAGAUGACAAGCGAGCACCUCUCCAGUCUAGAGGAACACAUGUCAGGGGGAAGCAAGUACAAACUUAAGAAGCAGGGCUCGGAGCAAGACGUUCAGCAACUCCGCCUGAAAAUCAACGGGCGGGAGCGCAAGAGGAUGCACGACUUAAACCUGGCCAUGGACGGCCUGAGAGAGGUUAUGCCGUAUGCGCACGGACCUUCGGUGAGAAAGCUCUCCAAAAUCGCCACCCUGUUGCUCGCCAGAAACUACAUCUUGAUGCUCAACAGUUCCCUCGAUGAGAUGAAAAGACUGGUGGGCGAGAUUUACGGUGGGCAUCACUCCGCUUUCCAUUGCGGGACAAUAGGUCAAACCGGUUGUCACCCAGGACACUCGAACCCCUCUCAACAAGUCCUCCCGCUGCUGAGCAGUGCCCUGUCAUCUACCACUACGUCUACCCUCUCCGCAGCUUUACCAGGACUUACCUCAAUGCGAGCACCCCAUUCCCUGCUGAAGACACCACCAACACCUUCACUCCAGCUGGGCAGCGGUUUCCAACACUGGGCAGGUUUACCUUGUCCCUGUUCCAUUUGCCAGGUACCACGGCCUCCACUUUCUGCUCUUACGUCUACUGCCAUGACAAGACUCUCAUUACAAACAAAAGACUUAGUAAAGUAAGAUGUGAAUGUAUAAAUACUGUAUAUACAAAGACUGAAACUGAAACUUAGUAUGUCAUUAUAUAUGUUGUGCGUCAAGAGAUCGGAACAGGACACCGCAAAAAGACAUUCGACAUGUUUUUGCUUCUUUUGAAAAAUUGUGUUUUCCUUAUUUUAAGUAUUUGGUCUAGUUAUUAUAACCUUAAAAGAUACAUGUCUUGAUGGCUAUUAAUAUAUCAGCCUUUAAUGUUCCAAUCAACACACGUUAUUUUAUGGUCAGCAUCCUAUAAAUAUGUAUAUAUUGUCACUAUAUUACACAGAAUCAUAUACUGUACAUGUUUCAUACUGUUAGGGUAUUUUAGUUUUGAGACACAAAAAAGUGAAUAACAAUGAAAUCUCUGAAAAAUAAAGAUUGCAUGCAUGUCUAAUCCCGAGUCUUAGAACGAAUUACAUCAUUUGCUAGAAUUAAGAAUGUAUUGUGUUCCUUGUAACAAGGAUUUAGAGAUUGCAUUCUUGUCAAAGUUUUAUUCCAUGGCUGUAUAUGAUUUGAAAUAAUGGAAAAUUCUAUGUUUUUUCAGUGUUAUUAUAAAAUACUGAGAAUGUAAAUUCGUUUCUAGUCAGGUUUUUAUUUAAUUCAGUAUGGCUUAUGUGGUCAUAAAAUGUUACAAAUACUUGCUUUUGCUGGAAAUAUUUUGUUAUGCCUCAAAGACAACAUUGUGUCUUUAUUUUUGUACAUUCUUGAUAAUUAUUGAUAUAUUUAUUAUAACCCAGUGUUUCUGGAUGAGAUUUCAAUAAAAUCGUUUAAAAAUA